This is a messenger RNA of Brassica napus (rape), 7518 nucleotides long. RefSeq lists its product as uncharacterized. The record is from RefSeq and is a predicted model, not a curated record. The transcript has 6 exons. Lineage: Eukaryota; Viridiplantae; Streptophyta; Magnoliopsida; Brassicales; Brassicaceae. Bases 676 to 4005 code for a protein of 1109 amino acids.
CCACUACAAAAAAAGUCUUCAUUGAUAGCACAUGACUAUAGCACGUUUUACUGAACUGCUAUCAUAGAUGAGUCUAAAAUUUGCUUAUUAUAUAAUAGGGUUAAUUAAACGCUAUGGUAGAGUUUCACUAAGCGGGAACCUAAAAUUAGCUUUACCGCGGCACACUUAGUGAAAAAAAGACUAAUCUGAUUAUUUUCCCUCUCUCCACUCGCGAAAUACCUUUCUCUUUUUCUCAGUUUCCCCUCUUUCUCUACUAACCCUAAAAAAAUUAGACCACAAUCUCCAUCACUAAAACCCUAAUCCGCUAAUCCAGAACCGUAAUUGAGCUCCCCACAUCCAUUAUUGUCGAUUGCGAAGGUAUCGAAGAUUGAGAUUGCGACAUCUCUGUUGAUUUGUUAUCUCAAAUGGAAGAGAUGUUUUCUGCUUGCUUCGAUUUCGUCUUUUCUUUCUUUCCUGUUUGAUUUGCGUUCCUGCUCUACGUUCUUUGCUUAGAUUUCCUGUUUUAUUAUAUUCUUGACAACAUUUAACUUGAUUCAUGAUUUUAUCGAUUUCGAUUUACAUUAUUUGUUACUUUGAAUGGUUCUCUAUGUUACUAAAGGUUUGAAUGUAGGUUUUAGAACAUAGAUGAUGGAUAAAGACUGGGUUCAUCUGAGCAGGUAAUGAAUUUUAUCAUAUAUGUUAUGUUUCAGUAUGUGUUUAGUCACUGAGCUUGUGAAUUUUUGUUCAUGUCACCGAAGAGUCGAUCCUGCUUAUGAGAGAGGAGCUACUAAGUUUGUACGGGAAGUGGCUGCAGCUUCGGGAGGAAUUGAUAUGAUUGUCUGUCCUUGCAUUGACUGUCGUAACAUAGAUCGUCAUUGCGGAAGUGUGGUAGUUGCUCAUCUUGUUACUAGAGGAAUGGAGGAGGCUUAUAAGAAGCGCACUGAUUGGUAUCUGCAUGGAGAGUUGAGCUCAGUGGUUGCAGAUGAAAGAAGGGCAAGUCAAUGGAAUGAUGAGAUCAUUGGUUUAUACAGAGCCGCUGAGUGUUCUGAUGAAGCUUUAGCUGGUACGGGGGAUGUCUUUGAGAUAGCAGAGGGAGAGGACAAGAAAGAAGAUGAAUUUUUGGCGAAGCUAGCUGAAGCUGAAACACCUUUGUAUCCUACAUGUGCGAACCACAGCAAGUUAUCUGCAAUAGUGUCAUUAUUUAGAUUGAAGACUCAGAAUGGAUGGUCUGACAAGAGCUUCAAUGAACUGCUAGAGACGUUGCCGGAAAUGUUACCAGAGGAGAAUGUGCUGCACACUUCACUGUACGAGGUUAAGAAAUUUUUGAAAUCAUUUGAUAUGGGUUACGAGAAGAUCCAUGCUUGUGUGAAUGACUGCUGCCUAUUCAGAAAGAAGUUGAAGAAGCUUGAGUACUGUCCAAAAUGCAAGGCAUCGAGAUGGAAGAGUAAUAUCCAUACUGGUGAGAAGAAGAAAGGAGUCCCACAGAAAGUAUUACGCUACUUUCCAAUAAUCCCACGGUUGAAGAGAAUGUUCCGGUCUGAAGAAAUGGCUAAGGAUCUAAGGUGGCACUUCAGCAACAAAAGCACUGAUGGGAAACUUCGACACCCUGUUGAUUCAGUCACAUGGGAUCAGAUGAAUGCGAAAUACCCUGCCUUUGCCGCUGAAGAAAGGAACAUGAGGCUUGGACUUUCAACAGACGGAUUUAAUCCAUUCAACAUGAAGAAUUCUAUGUACAGCUGCUGGCCGGUAUUGUUAGUCAACUACAACUUGCCACCUGAUUUAUGUAUGAAGAAGGAGAACAUAAUGCUUUCACUGUUGAUUCCUGGUCCACAACAGCCCGGUAACAGUAUAGAUGUCUACUUAGAGCCUCUCAUUGAAGAUCUAAACCAUUUGUGGAGCAGUGGAGAGUUAGUGUACGACGCGUUUACUCGAUCAACUUUCACACUGAAGGCAAUGUUGCUUUGGACGAUCAGUGACUUCCCAGCUUAUGGGAAUCUUGCAGGCUGCAAAGUGAAGGGAAAAAUGGGGUGUCCUUUAUGUGGGAAAAACACAGACAGUAUGUGGCUCAAGUACAGCAGAAAACAUGUGUAUAUGUGCCACAGAAAAGGUCUGCCACCAGCUCAUACUUUUCGGGGAAAGAAGAAGUGGUUUGAUGGAAAAGCUGAGCAAAGGAGAAGGGGGAGAAUUUUAACCGGCCUUGAAAUUUCACAAAAUCUCAGAAAUUUCAAGAAUGACUUUGGCAAUGUUAAACAUUCUGGGAGUAAGAGAAAAAAGAUGGUCUGUACGGAUUUAGAUGAAGAGGAAGAAGAAGAGGAAGAUGAGGAGGAAGAGGAAGAAGUGGAAAUAGAUGAGGAUGAGUUAUCUAGAUGGAAGAAAAGAUCUAUCUUUUUCAAGCUACCUUAUUGGGCGGAACUCCCGGUGAGGCACAACUUAGAUGUUAUGCAUGUAGAGAGAAAUGUGGCUGCUAGUCUAGUUUCGACAUUGUUGCACUGUGGGAAAUCCAAGGACGGUCUUCCGGCUCGUAAAGAUCUUGAGGAUCUUGGUAUAAGGCAGGAUUUGCACCCUCGCAUACAUGGAAAACGAACAUAUCUUCCUCCAGCCCCGUGGUCUUUGUCUAAGACAGAGAAGAAGAUAUUUUGCAGGAGGCUUUUUGACUUCAAAGGGCCAGAUGGAUAUUGUUCCAACAUAUCUAGAGGUGUUUCGUUAGAUGACUGUAAAGUCACAGGGCUGAAAUCACAUGACUAUCAUGUGUUAAUGCAGCAACUUCUUCCCAUUGCAUUGAAAGGGCUGUUACCUAAAGGACCGAGACUUGCCAUUUCAAGGUUAUGCGCAUUCUUCAAUCUGUUGUGCCAGAGAGUUAUUGAUAGAGAGCAGCUUCUGGUUAUGGAAGCGGAGAUUGUAGAGACGCUUUGCUUGUUUGAAAGAUAUUUUCCUCCAAGUUUCUUCGAUAUCAUGGUCCAUCUGACUGUGCAUCUAGGAAGGGAGGCCCGGCUUGGUGGACCUGUCCAUUUUAGAUGGAUGUACCCAUUUGAAAGGUACAUGAAAGUCCUCAAAGACUUUGUUAGAAAUCCUGCUAGACCAGAAGGGUGCAUUGCUGAGUCUUAUCUUGCCGAGGAAUGUAUGAAGUUUUGCAGUGAUUUUCUCAGGAAGUCAACAAAUGUACAAGAUAAAGUAGAGAGAAACAUGGACUAUGAGAACAGCUCUAUCUUAGAGGGUCGUCCAAUAUCAGCUGGCACAUCAGUUACACUCACUGAAAUGGAGAAGAAAAUAGCACACCUUGCUAUCAUCCAAAACCUUGCUCUCGUCGAACCUUUUGUAGAUGAGCAUCUCCAGUAUUUACAAGACUCAGAUGACAGAUGUAGGAGAGAUGCAUCCAUCUUAUGGAGUAUGCAUACUAAGAAUUUUGCUUCAUGGCUAAAAGAACAGGUGCCUCUUGAUUCUAAAGAACAUGACGAAACACUCAAGUGGCUAGCCUAUGGUCCACGUUCUUCAGCUAAGUCAUAUACGGGCUAUAUAGUUAACGGUCAGAGGUUUCACACCGCAUCAGUUGAUAGAAAAAGUCAGAAUUCUGGGGUUUACUAUGAGGCUACAGCAGUUUGUAGAUCUAGUGCGAAAGAUACAGCACAGGUGGUUGAUUGGGUUUCCUACUACGGCAGAGUAACUGACAUCAUUCUGAUAGACUAUAAUGUCUUCUAUGUUCCUCUGUUUCGGUGUCAUUGGGCUGUAAAGGGUAAUGGAGUGAAGAUUGAAGAUGGGUUUACACUUGUUAACAUGAAUCAUAGUCAAGCCUCUUUCACAAGUGAUCCUUACAUUAUGGCUUCUCAGGCGAAGCAAGUCUUUUACUCAAGGGAAAAUGAGACUUCUAAUUGGUAUAUUGUAAUGAGAGGUCCUUCAAGAAGAUAUAGUAAAGAAGAUAUUCAAGAGGGAAAUGCUGAGAUUGGUCCACUGCCUACAAAUAUUGACAUGGAAGUCGACAAUGAUGAAGCCUACGAAGUCAGAACAGAUUGUGAAGGAAUAUAUGUUUGAAACGUAUCCUUACUUUAUGUGUUUGUUUUGUGUUUCUUUGCUUCUGUCUGUGCUUGUUUUUUGCUUGUUUGCUUCUGUGUGUGCUUGGUUGUUGUUUUGUUUAGAGUUAACUUUUUCCUGCUCAAAAUUUGAUGCAGGUAAAUUGAGAUGAGACGUGGAAAAAAGAAAGGAGUCAGUAAGGCAAGAAAGAAAGUAGUACAAGAAGAUACAGAAGUUGAGUUUAUCUGUACUUUACCUGGUGAAGGGGUAGACCAAGAUGAAGUUGUUCAAGAGCAUGCAGGAGCUGAAGGUGUUCAAGAUGAAGGUGUUCAAGAGCAGGCAGGAGCUGAAGGUGUUCAAGAGCAGGCAGGAGCUGAAGUUGAUCCAGAACAGCAAAACCAUGAACAGAGAAACGAUGAACAACAACAGACAGAAGAGCCUGAAGGUGAAGUUGAAUUAUCUACUAAUGAAGAGACUGAAGUUAGAACCAACCGUAAGAGGAAGCGUGGACCGACAAGAAUGAAAGACCUAGCCAAAGACCCAAAUUCCAGAGUUCAUGUUGAUUUCAAUGCCAUGGGAGAAGCGUAUGGUGAAGGUUCAGUGAAGUUGUCUUCGUAUCUAGGUCCAUUGGUUAGGGAGCAUGUUCCUGUCACAGUUGAAGGUUGGAAAAAACUCUCUGAAGAAGUGAAGACAGUUCUCUGGAAAUCUGUGCAGGCAAGGUUUGAAAUUGAUGAAGACUACCAUAGGGAUGCAGUGCUUAAGCAGAUGGGAGCGUUGUGGAGAUCAUCGAAGUCACGUCUUGUCACCCAAAUCAAUGAAUCCGAUAAUAACCAACAAAGGAUGAAGCUCAGACCAAAAAAUGUUCCUCCGGUUGAGUGGCGCAAAUUUGUGAAGUUGAAAACAAGCCAAGAAUUCAAGGUAUGUAUUUUGAGUUGAGUAAAAUAUGUUUUCAAAGUACAUAACAUAUUAACAAUCAGAAGUUAUGAUAGGCUGUGAGUGAUAGCUACAAGGAGAGAAGACGCAAACAGAUGCCUCACACUUGUAGUCGGAAGGGAAUGGUUAGACUAGCAGAAGACAUGGUACGUAUUCUUUCUUCUCGUUGUUUCAUUUUCAAUUGGUAUAUUGACAUACAAUGUUUCCAUAGAAAAACAGUUCUGAUGACCCAUCUCAAGUGACAAGACUUAAAAUAUGGGUUAAGUCUCGUACCCGAAAAGAUGGAACUCCUAUAAACACAAAUGCGGCUGAAAAGAUUGUAAGUGAAAAACAUAAAUUAUGGUUUGCUAUAUCAAAUGCUUUUCAUAUUAAAAGAAUCGUUUGUUGUCUGAUGUACAGCAAAAGGCAGCUGAGCUUGGUAGUGGUGCCAAUCCAUCGUCUGCUAAAAAUCAAGAUGAGGAUGCACUCGUCAAGCUGUUAGGACCUGAUAAUCCUGGUCGUAUGAGAGUAAUGGGCAGAAAUAUGAGUAAGACCAAGUUAGCUUGCUUCCAAGUUAAGCACAAGACUAUUUCUGAAAUGCAAGAGAAGCAAUAUGAACUCCAGGAAACGGUUAAUCAGUUAAAGGCUGAACUAGCAGCAGUGAAAAACCAGGUCAUAUAAUAUUUCUGUUUAUACAUUGAGAUAGUAGGUGAUAACAAAAUAAUAAGAAUUUUUUUGGUUUAACUUACAGAGAGAAGAAUAUGAAGUUGGUGAAAACUCGGCUGCAAGGAGUGUGAACAAAAAAACAGAAAAGAAGUGUCUUAUAAUAGAUUGGGCUGAUGAAGAUGGCAACGUUGGUGAGGGCCGUAUUCUCUCUUCAGACCCAAACGAUAUAGUCAAUGACUGUCGUUUAGGACCUACAGAUGUUAAAGUAUUGGUUGACUCUGCUACUGAACCAGAAGCUUUCCUCUGGAGACCUGCAAAGAACAUGUGCACGAUUCAGGAAGCUGUUGGCCAUAUUAUUGCAUGGCCUAAGAGUAAAUGUGUUGAACUAGGCCAGGGCCUCCAACCAGAAGAUAUUGCCCCACUGGUAAAGUAUUUUGGUCCAUUCUCUUACUAGUUAAUGUACUGAGUAGGCUCUUACUGAUUUUGUACUGAGUAGUUAAUGUACUGAGUAGGCUUAAACUGAUAUUGUAUUGUCAUUGUCUGAUAGGGCUCAAGAUCAAAUUCUCUCAACAAAUGCAAACUAUUGGAUUUAUCCGAUGAUAAUGUAGUUGUUGGUGAAGGACGCUGGCAGACGCAAGAACCAAAAGCUUUGGUGAAUGGACUUCCUCUCGGACCAAAGGCAGUAAAAGUUUUUCUGGAUGUUGUACAUGAACCUGAAACAUUUUUAUGGAGGCCUACGUUGGAAGUGGCAUACCUUGAGGACAGCGUAAUGACUUUUAUAUCAUGGCCCGCUCACAAAGUUGUAUUCGAAAACCCGGUAGAAGCAAGAAGAAAAGUGUCUCCGACUCCAAAUACUGCAGGUCUUAAAGUUCCUUCUCCUGGGUCUACUGGAAGCAGCCUUAAAAAAAAUGGAAAAUCAAGAGCAACAACAUCAACUACUCCUACUGUGAAGUCUUCCUCAAUGCCGGUAACAUUUUAUUCCUUAGGUUUUCCUCUAUUAUUAUUUGUCUUACUGACUGAGUACUACAAUGUUUUGUAUUGUAAACAUGACAGCUAAAUGAUGGAUCCCAACCUAUAAACGUGAAUCAGAAGUGUAAAUUGAUGGACAUCAGUGAGAGGAAACAAGUUGUUGCCGAAGGACGUGUGCAUUCAACAGACCCAAAUCAGAUGGUUCACUUUGUACGAUUAGGUCCGAACGCAGCUAGAGUGUGGGUAGAUGUAGUGUUGGUAGAUGAUGCAGACGUUUGGAGGAAGUCUGAUGAAAUGGAGAGCUUGAAGGAUGCACAUGGUUCUUCUAUCGCAUGGCCACUUGAUAAAUUGGUCAUAUUUUAAGAGGAACAGGUAAGUAAUGUGCUUUUUCUUUACAAUCUUUCUGAUGCAAUUCCUAAACUGAUUAAUAGAGGUUUUGAUUGUAGCAACUUGGGGGAAUGAAGAAAUCUGGUCCAGCCUUUAAACAAGGCUACUGAACUUAUAAUUAUCUUAUGUGUAAGACUGUGUUUUCUGUUUUCAAUCGGCUGUGUAAACUUUAUGACUUAUGUUUAUGUGUAAGACUUUACGUCAUUUUCUAUGAAUGCUCUAUGAAUGCUUUCGUUGUUGUUUAUGAGAUUUGUUUUCUGAAAUCAAUUCUGGGCACCAACAUAUCAUAGCAUAACCAACAAACCAGUAAUAACAAAAUACAAUUGUUAUAGUUGAAAAUCAUAGCAUUUAAAUCAAACUACGAAUUAGACAAACAAAUCUACAAUAGCGAAAACAAAAAAAGUUAUAGUAAAAUAUCAUAGCGUUUAAAAGUACCUACGAAUUGGACAAUGAUAACAUAUUUCAAAGCUGUAGCAAAAUUAAAUAUAGGAAUACUGAACAGCUAUUGUAGAAGGACAUAUCAUAACUCGAAUUAUGAAUCGUAAACAAUUUGUGACAAAAUAAAAACGUGUUAUUGUUACGUUAAAAACGGCAUUCAUU